ACGCUGUUGCUGCAGGGUGGCCUGGGUCUUCCGAGAGCCGCUGUCGCCGCCGCCGCAAGUGCGGGGAAGAGGGGCUGGGGUCGUUGGCUGGGGUCAGAGUUCGCAGCAGCACUCUGCUGGAGGGAGUGGUCAGGUCACCUGGAACGAGGCUCCCCGCCCAAACACUGUGGGGCCUGCCCUCCCCGCACCUCCUCACGUAAAAGAGAAAUUUCUUUCGUAGAAUGCUUGAGCCGUCGAUAAGAGUGCCAGUGAAGAAAGCGGGGUAUUUCCCUAAGGCCUGUGUCCUACCUUGAUUGUCUUUUCUUAAAGUAUUACAAAUCAGGAUGUCUGCACAGUCAGUGGAAGAAGAUUCAAUACUUAUCAUCCCAACUCCAGAUGAGGAGGAAAAAAUUCUGAGAGUGAAGUUGGAGGAGGAUCCUGACGGCGAAGAGGGGUCAAGUAUCCCCUGGAACCACCUCCCUGACCCGGAGGUUUUCCGACAGCGAUUCAGGCAGUUUGGAUACCAAGAUUCACCUGGGCCCCGUGAAGCUGUGAGCCAGCUUCGAGAACUUUGCCGUCUAUGGCUCAGGCCAGAGACACACACAAAAGAACAAAUCUUGGAGCUGGUAGUACUGGAGCAGUUUGUUGCCAUCCUACCCAAGGAGCUACAGACUUGGGUUCGAGAGCAUCAUCCAGAGAAUGGAGAGGAGGCGGUGACAGUGCUGGAAGAUUUAGAGAGUGAACUAGAUGACCCUGGACAGCCGGUUUCUCUUCGUCGACGAAAACGGGAAGUGCUAGUAGAGGAGAUAGUAUCUCAAGAAGAAGCGCAGGGAUUGCCAAGUUCUGAGCUCGAUGCCGUGGAGAACCAGCUCAAGUGGGCAUCCUGGGAGCUCCAUUCCCUGAGGCACUGUGAUGAUGAUGCUAGGACUGAAAAUGGAGCUCUAGCUCCAAAGCAGGAGAUCGCUUCAGCAGUAGAAUCUCAUGAAGUUCCUGGCACUCUCAAUAUAGGUGUUCCUCAAAUUUAUAAAUAUGGAGAAGCCUGUUUCCCCAAGGGCAGGUUUGAAAGAAAGAGAAACCCCUCUCGAAAGAAACAACAUAUUUGUGAUGAAUGUGGAAAACACUUCAGUCAGGGCUCAGCCCUUAUUCUUCAUCAGAGAAUCCACAGUGGGGAGAAACCCUACGGAUGUGUUGAAUGUGGGAAAGCAUUCAGCAGGAGCUCCAUCCUUGUGCAGCACCAGAGAGUCCACACUGGAGAAAAACCUUACAAAUGUCUUGAAUGUGGAAAAGCUUUUAGCCAGAAUUCUGGGCUCAUUAAUCAUCAAAGAAUCCAUACUGGGGAGAAACCUUAUGAAUGCGUUCAGUGUGGGAAAUCCUAUAGUCAAAGCUCAAACCUUUUUAGACAUCAGCGAAGACACAAUGCAGAAAAACUUCUGAAUGUUGUGAAAGUUUAAGAAAUUUAAAAAAAAAUCAGCACUCAGGUCUUUUUCUUCUGAAAUGAAGACAAAAUUAAAAACAUGAAAUGAUACAUAAUAGUUUCCCUGUAGACUGUUAGAAGAUCCACUGGGAAAUGUAGAAAAUCUUCACCCACUAUAUUAUUUUAUCUUGAAAGAAAUGGUGUCAUACCUGCCUAAAAACUGAAAUUUUAAACUUAAUUCAGGUGUUAAUGCCUAACUCUUCCAUGUGAUGUUUAUAUUAUUAUUUUUACAAUUGAUGAACUACCUGAUUCUUUGUCCCUUUCUCAAAAGCUUCCUUCUUAGACAGAUACGUUAUUUAUCUGUUGAUCAUUGAAAUGUUCUUUUGCAAGGAUACAUUCCCUUCUACAUUAGAAAGCACCAUAGGAAUUAUAAAAUCUGAAAACUUGAGACCAUUAUUUUCCAAAUUUACCCUCAUUUCCUUCUACCUAAUUUGAAUAUGCAUGUCAGAAAAUAGAAGAUAAAGGAUGACCAAAAACCUCAAAGUGAAAUGAGCCUUAAAACUCAGAUAUCUAAGAAGUGAUGGUGAUAAAACAGCCAAAAGUGAAUGGGACACCUAGAUUGGGGAAGAUAGACAAAUACUUUGAUCCAAGAAUUGAAGUAUAGCAGGAAUUUAUCUGGGUGUAAUGGGCUUGCAGCAAAACUGAGAAAUAGCUCAUCUUACCUGUAAUUUGGAAGGAUCCCACUAAUGAAAAUAGUUUUCUCUCAUGUGUCAUUAGAAAGUGGACAGUCUAAAGAAUAAAUAGUUGUAAAGCUCUGAAGGUAAAAAUUGUAAUACUAGGGAAGAAUUUUGAAUGGCGGUGUUGAGGGGCAAAUGUGAACAAGAGUAAUGGUUUGUCUUGGCUUUUUGAAAACAAAAGAGAAUUGAAGAUCUAAGUCAUUAUUAUUUUUCCUUCAUUUUUGUCAAGGACAGAAAAAUCCCUGACGUGUGGGCAACAGUAUCAGGUUUGCUGUUUUAUUCCUUUGGUACAGAAGGGUUGAACACCAGGCUAACAAAGCAGCCAUGCAUUUAUUAUUAGACAUUUUCUACCGACAAGGCACUGUGCUAGGUACUGUAACCCUACCGUAAUCAGGUAGGCAUUUCUUCCACUGUAAAUCAUUAGGCGUUUGGUACAAAGCUGUUUCAUGUGAGUUAGCCUCUCCCCCCACCCCCCACCGUCUGCGCAGGCCUUGGGGAGGUCACCUCUGAGAUUCCUAGAGCCAUAGUUCUCUUACCAGUGUGUUAUAUUUGGGGGAAGGAAGACUCAGCUCAAAGAGCUAGCCAGCUCUCCAGCAAUCUUCAGAGGUGAGUCCAAGAUAACUCUAUCCCAGUUUGGAGGUUUGUGGGUCUUUUAAAAAAACUAAUCUCUAGUAGCAUUGAGGUUGUACUUAUAUGUUAAGUUGAAUGGAUUGUUCUAUUAAAAAAAAACUAGGUUAUUAACAACUAGUUUAUUAUUAACUAUCAGAAUUGGUGGAACUUUUAAAAAAAUUUUGUCUUAACACAUUUUUAAAAAAUGUAUAAAAGUAAUACAUUGUAGUAGUAGGAUUAUGUACUUCUUGGCUGAGAAUCCCAAGUACUGUGGUUCUGUUUAGUGGAAAACUCUGGAAGUUAAAAUACAGAAUAUGAGAAAAGGCUUUUUUAUAAUGGGCAUAACUGUGUAGAAAAUGACCCAUGUGAAUAAAAUUAUUUCAUGGUUCCAGAGAUUUUGGUUACAUCUGGUGCUUGGAUCCAGUUGAAAAAUGGAAGGUGAGAUUUGCAUGAGCCUGUUAAAAAGCAUAGUAAUAAAUGCAAGGCCAGCUGGUGGAGAAGUGAGGCAGGAUGGAGCUUGUUUAUAGAUUUUCUGAUAACAAUUAUAAGAAAUGUGCUUUAUAGAUUAAGAUUUAUUGAAGUAUAAAUAUGUAGUAAUGAUAUAAUGUAUUUUAAGUUAUGCAAGAAUAUGUAGGGACUUUUGUUUGGGUCUUUUUCUCUUUGUGGCUGAGAGGAAACAAGUCAGUGUCCAAUAAAGCUAUAAACUCCUCCGCUCUAAGAUAAAAUGAUCUUGAGUUGAUUUAUUUAUUUAUAACUGGCUUCUUUUCAAGUAGGUUUUGAGGUAGCAUAUUUGGAAUACUGCUGGGAUGACAGAGUUCUUUUAUCAGGGUAGGUUAAGAAGGGAGCAACUUUUUUCUGGCUAGAAUUUCACGCUGUUUUAGAUCUUGCAUCUUUCCUGUAUGCAAAGAGGCUUCCCUGUGGUAUAUUUGUCAUAAACACCAAAGAUGUUUGGUAUAAUGUGAGAGCUUAGAAAAAGUUCUAGAGUUGGCAAAUAGGAGUUUGUCUUGCCAUCUCUGAUAACCUGUGCGUUGUUUAGAAAGGAUUCUGAAGCUCAGGCAAGGCUCUGUGGGGAAAAUGGGCCGGACCCAAAAAAGCUGGAUGACCGUACACAUGAAAAGGAAGUGGUGGUCUUUGAACUUGACAUCCCUGGUUAGGCUAAGUUCCCACUAGACAAACUGAUUUAAAAUAACUUCAGUGGCUUAUGAUUUCAUCUAGACAUAGAUUUAUAUCCACACAGGUAAUCACAGUUAGCAGUUCCAGGCUGGGGAGCGCCCAGCUUCUGAUGAAAUGGUCACCUGGCGGUUGUCAAGCAGUGGCGUCUGUUCAGUUAUUAAGCAAGCAGUUGUUGACGCUAUGCAGACGGCUGAUGCCUGUCUGGUAGCCGCUGAGCAUUUGGUGCGCAUUACUUCUAAACUCUCGUGGUUUUCUUGGAGGUUAAAGUCCCCACAUUCACACCCAGUUGGCACUUGGUCAUUUAGCAAUAUGUCUACCACAGUUGUGUCAGUUGAAGGGAGGGUUACACGUGCUGAAAGAACCUGCAUGCCAGGCAUUGGGUUAGAUGCUAUACCUAGCUCACUUAGAUUUGUAGCUUAGGAAAGCAAGAUUCAGAGAUCGUGUGACUUGCAUGUGGCCAGUUAGAACUAAAACUCAAAUCUAGUGCUGUGAACUCCAGGGACAUAUUUUUUUCACAAUACAAUGAAUGAUGGCUGUUGAACCCUGAUUGAUAAAUUUUAUGCUUUUAUCUUAACGGUAAACAAAUGUAAAAGCUA
This is a messenger RNA of Vicugna pacos (alpaca), 4508 nucleotides long. It is a transcript of the gene ZNF24, whose product is annotated as zinc finger protein 24. Gene Ontology annotation, biological process: regulation of transcription by RNA polymerase II. Lineage: Eukaryota; Metazoa; Chordata; Mammalia; Artiodactyla; Camelidae. Gene Ontology annotation, molecular function: DNA-binding transcription factor activity, RNA polymerase II-specific; RNA polymerase II cis-regulatory region sequence-specific DNA binding. The record is from RefSeq and is a predicted model, not a curated record.